This is a messenger RNA of Erinaceus europaeus (western European hedgehog), 768 nucleotides long. It is a transcript of the gene TRAPPC1, whose product is annotated as trafficking protein particle complex subunit 1. NCBI's taxonomy places the organism in Eukaryota, Metazoa, Chordata, Mammalia, Eulipotyphla, Erinaceidae. The record is from RefSeq and is a predicted model, not a curated record. Gene Ontology annotation, biological process: endoplasmic reticulum to Golgi vesicle-mediated transport. The coding region runs from base 79 to 516 and encodes 145 amino acids. Gene Ontology annotation, cellular component: TRAPP complex. The transcript has 5 exons.
UACUGUAGGAGGAUUCUGUGGGGCCGCACUGCCACUGAAACCGGAAGUAUCCAGUGACAAGCUGCGAUAGCAGUUCCGAUGACUGUCCACAAUUUGUAUCUGUUCGACCGAAAUGGAGUGUGUCUGCAUUACAGCGAGUGGCAUCGCAAGAAGCAAGCGGGGAUCCCUAAGGAGGAGGAGUACAAGCUGAUGUAUGGGAUGCUCUUCUCUAUCCGUUCGUUUGUCAGCAAGAUGUCCCCACUAGACAUGAAAGAUGGCUUCCUGUCAUUCCAAACUAGCCGUUACAAACUCCAUUACUAUGAAACGCCCACGGGGAUCAAGGUUGUCAUGAAUACUGACUUGGGCGUGGGACCUAUCCGAGAUGUGCUCCACCACAUCUACAGUGCGCUGUAUGUGGAGCUGGUUGUGAAGAACCCACUGUGUCCACUGGGCCAAACUGUGCAAAGUGAGCUCUUCCGCUCCCGGCUGGACUCCUACAUCCGCUCUCUGCCUUUCUUCUCUGCCCGGGCUGGCUGACGGAAGCACCUUACCUCACCCCUCAAGGAACUCCUGUCUGCCUGGGGGCCUGCCUAAACCACUGUAGGACUCCACUGCCAGCCCCCUAACGCCCCCAGGAGCCCUUUCAGAGCCACAACCCUAAACCAACCCAGGUGCUCUGUCACAAGAAGCCAACAGGAGUCCCUACACCUCCAAACCAGACCCUCUCUCCAGUUUUAUCCCCUACCUAACUGCAAGAAAUACAAAAUAAACUUUUUGUCACCUUCUGCA